Megalops cyprinoides (Indo-Pacific tarpon) is the source of this 663-nucleotide messenger RNA. RefSeq lists its product as uncharacterized. NCBI's taxonomy places the organism in Eukaryota, Metazoa, Chordata, Actinopteri, Elopiformes, Megalopidae. The record is from RefSeq and is a predicted model, not a curated record. The coding region runs from base 1 to 663 and encodes 220 amino acids. Gene Ontology annotation, molecular function: GTPase activity; GTP binding. The transcript is spliced from 4 exons.
AUGGUUGUUCACGACAAAUCCAACUCCGUCAACAGCAGCAGAACCAUGGACGGAAGCCAGAACAAAGUGGAGGCCAAUAUUUUGCUACUUGGAGCAGAAAACGUCGGAAAGUCUGCGCUCACUGUACGAUUUCUCACCAGAAGAUUUAUCGGCGAGUACGGUGAUAUAGAGUCCAUAUACAGUCAUACUGAUAGGAUUGACGGACGGGAAAUCUCGUUCAAUAUCUGGGACUCGCUACACCCACAGAACUAUGAGCUGGAGGGAUACAUCAGUGAAAAGCAGCUUCAAUGGGCGGACGGGUUUAUCCUGGUGUAUAGCAUCUGCGACCGCGCCAGCUUCAACGUGGUGCGUCAACAGGUGCAGCGCAUCAGGCUAUACAAGCACAAGCUCCCUGCAGCUACGCCGAUAAUCAUCGUUGGCAACAAGCGCGACCUCAAGCACCGCCGCACAGUCUCCAGCGAGGAGGGCAGGCUUCUUGCCCUGUCGUCGGAUUGUGGGUUCUUUGAGACCUCAGCUGCCGAAACGUACCACGGCGUGCUUUUGGUGUUUCAUGAAUUACUUGAUCUAAUCCGGGAGGCAAGGGCUUUGAAAAAAGGAACCGCCGGGUUCAAGGGCAUCGUUAGGAGCAUGUCGGCGGUUUUUGGCAGAAGACGAACCGAGUAG